GUUUGGUUUUUGGUCACCCAAGUUCUGACACAAAAAUGCAACAGUUUCACUUUUUCAGCAGUGAUGAAAGAAAACAAUCUGACAGCUAUCACGUGAAAUAGUUCAUACACUCCCAUGUUCCAUUAACUUGUCUUAAUCCACGCGCGUCUUCUUCUUCUUCUCUGUUCCAUCUCUCUCUCUCAUUGCUUUCCAUUAGUUUCAUGUUCUUCUUUUUGUUUUGUUUUUGAAAGCAAUCUCGGCCAUUCUUGCUUUCAGCCUUAUAAACCCAGUGGGAGUUUUCUCACCUCCCGGAUCUGCCUCUGCAGAGCAAGGAAAUGGGUAUCAUCUCCAGAAAGAUAUUCCCAGCAUGUGGGAGCAUGUGUGUAUGCUGCCCUAGUUUGAGAUCAAGUUCAAGGAAGCCCGUCAAGCGGUAUAAAAAACUGCUAUCAGAAAUUUUUCCCAAAUCUCUUGAUGGACCUUCAAGCGAAAGGAAAAUUAUUAGAUUGUGUGAAUAUGCUUCAAAAAACCCUGUUCGAAUCCCAAAGAUUGCAAAAUAUCUUGAAGAAAGGUGCUACAAAGAGCUGCGAUGUGAGCACCUUAAAUUCAUCAAUAUUGUUACUGAGGCUUAUAGCAAAUUGCUUUGCCUGUGCAAGGAGCAGAUGGCUUAUUUUACCAUUAGUCUUCUGAAUGUGGUUACUGAACUUCUGGAGAACUCAAAGCAAGAUGCUUUGAGAAUACUUGGAUGCCAAACCUUAACAAGGUUCAUAUAUGGUCAGGCAGAUGCCACAUACGCACGUAACAUUGAGAAUUUGGUUCCCAAAGUAUGCUCGCUAGCAUGUGAGAAAGGGGAUGACCAUCAAAAGAUCUGCUUGAGGGCAUCAAGCUUGCAAUGUCUUUCAGCCAUGGUCUGGUUCAUGACUGAAAUUUCUCAUAUUUUUGUAGAUUUUGACAAGAUUGUACAUGUGACUUUAGAUAACUAUGAGGCAGAAGCACAUUCUGAUGAUGAUGAGAGAGAGGAGCCACAUCAUAAUUGGGUGGAUGAAGUAGUUCGUAGUGAAGGCAGAGUUGGUGUUGGUAAUGAUUCCAGCCCUAGCAGCAUGGUCAUCAGGCCACGGCCAGAGAAGAAGGAUCCUUCUCUUCUGACAAGGGAAGAGAUUGAGACACCAAAAGUAUGGGCUCAAAUUUGUAUCCAGAGAAUGGUUGAAUUAGCGAAGGAAAGCACAACAAUGCGCCGCAUAUUGGAUCCAAUGUUUGUCUACUUUGACUCUGGGGGGUACUGGGUUCCUCAGCAAGGGUUGGCCAUGUUGGUUUUGUCGGAUAUGUCCUACUUCAUGGAGAGCUCUGGAAACCAGCAAUUGAUCUUAACUUAUGUGAUCCGCCAUCUUGACCACAAAAAUGUUUCACAUGAUCCCCAACUCAAAUCAUACGUCAUUCUAGUUGCUACUGCUUUAGCUAGGCAAAUUAGAUCUGGAGCAAUGCUAGCAGAAAUUGGGUUUGUCUCAGACCUGUGCAGGCAUCUAAGGAAGAGUCUUCAAGCUACUGUUGAGUCAGUUGGAGAGCAGGAGUCAAACUUGAAUGUCACACUCCAGACUUCCAUUGAAGAUUGCUUACUUGAAAUUGCUAAGAGAAUUGGCAAUGCACAACCACUAUUUGAAAUGAUGGCAAUAACUCUGGAGAAGCUGCCAUCAGGAAUAGUUGCUAGGGCAACCGUUGGAUCAUUAAUGAUUCUUGCUCAUAUGAUCUCAUUGGCAAUCUCUUCACAUUCCCAGCAGUUUCCAGAAUCACUUCUAGUACAACUCUUGAAAGUGAUGUUACAUCCAGACGUUGAGGCACGUGUUGGAGCACACCAAAUAUUUUCUAUUCUUCUCAUUCCAAGUUCUAAUCGCUUCCGACGUGAAGUUGCUUCACUGCGAUCUGGUUUUCUAUACCAAUCAAGAAGAUGGCAUUCAAAUACUUCGUCUACCUUUGCUUCAAUUACAGCUAGACUUGAAAAGCUUCGGAAGGAAAAGGGUGCUUCCAAAGCAGAAAAGCAAUGCAAUAAUUUUCAUGAUGAUUUUGAAGAAAAGGAAAUUGUGGAAGAAGACAGCAAACAGGGGCGUGGACGCAAGAAUUCCCCUAAUUUUUACAAGAUUAGCUCCAUCAUUGACCGAACAGCUGGGUCAAUCAGCUUAAAUGAUGCAGAGCCAUUUGUCAUGAAGCUUACUGAGGAGCAAAUUGCACACUUGCUGUCUGCUUUUUGGAUACAAGCCAAUCUUCCAGAUAAUUUGCCGUCAAAUAUUGAAGCCAUUGCUCAUUCUUUCAUUCUAACACUUAUUUCUUCACGCUUGAAGAAUCCAAAUGACUGCCUUGUGGUCCAUUUCUUUCAGCUUCUUCUAUCUCUCAGGAAUAUGGCUCUUGACCCCAACAGUGGGUCAUUGCCUCCGGCAUGCCAGAGAUCCAUCCUUGUACUAUCAAUGGGGAUGUUGAUGUUUGCGGCUAAGAUCUUUCAUAUUCCUGAUCUGAAUGAUUUUCUCAAGUCAUCUAUUCCAAAUGAUAUUGAUCCGUACCUAGGCAUUAGUGAUGAUCUUCAGGUAUAUCUAAAGCCUGAGGCAGAUCUUAGAGAAUAUGGAUCUGUGGCUGAUAAUCAGCUUGCUACAUCGUUACUAUUUGAGUUGAGGAACAAAUUACAUGAAUCUGACAACGUCAUAGUAGAUAUUUUAGUUCAGAGUCUAACAAAUAUUACUAAGCUGGAGGCAAAAGAAGUGUCAAAGCAACUUUUGGAGCCAUUCACACCUGAUGAUGCAUUCAUGUUUGGUCCACAAUCAGUACUGGACUUUGACCAUAAUCAAAUGGUUGCUCAUUCCAAAGAUUCCCUUUCCUUUGAUGGGGAAUUUGCAACAAGUUCAUUAGUUGAUGAUGAUACGACAAGUGAAGCAUCUGUUGCAGACCUUUCUCGCUUCAUUCCCAAAAUGCCAUCGACCACAUCUCUGCCUCAUGUUAUCAGCAUCGGGCAGCUUUUAGAAUCGGCGCUUGAGGUCGCUGGUCAAGUUGCAGGAUCAUCUGUCUCUACAUCACCUCUUCCAUACAAUGCCAUGGCUAGCCAGUGUGAAGCCCUUGGCACGGGCACAAGGAAGAAAUUAUGCAAUUGGUUGGCCCAUGAUACUCAUCAUGGUGAAACAUCUGAGAAAUUCGUUCUUACAUUUCCUGCAAAUGGGCGCACAGCCCUCUCUCAGAUAACAAGUGAAUGCGGGUCUUCUCAUGGAGCCGCAUUGCGGCAGGAUCCGUGGUUGUCUAUGAGGCUGCCUCCUGCUAGCCCUUUUGACAACUUUCUCAAGGCAGCUGGGUGUUGAAGCCUACACCGCAAUACGCAAAUAUUACCAUAUUGUACAUUUUCUAGGAAAUCUUCUGAGUGUUUAGCUUAAGCUGAUCUUUGAUUUGCAGUCCCUGAUCUUUAAAAGUGCUUAAAUGCCUGGUUUAUUAAUUAAUGCUUGUAUCCACACUUUGUAGCCAGCUAAUGUUAGUCAUAGUGUAGUUUGCAGUAUGCUGA
Messenger RNA from Ziziphus jujuba (common jujube), 3505 nucleotides. Its product is annotated as protein SEMI-ROLLED LEAF 2. The coding region runs from base 315 to 3308 and encodes 997 amino acids. The record is from RefSeq and is a predicted model, not a curated record. NCBI's taxonomy places the organism in Eukaryota, Viridiplantae, Streptophyta, Magnoliopsida, Rosales, Rhamnaceae. The transcript has 20 exons.